CAAAUGCCGCGACGAGGAAGAGGAGGUAAGGGAGGGAGCUCGAUUCGUCCUCGGCCAUGGCAGAUCGGUUAGUCGCGGCAUUAUUGCCUUGUCCAGUGGCGGCGUCUUGCUCGUCUUCCGCCGCGCCAGUAUCGUCGUCGUCGCAUUGUUGCCUAGUUGCCCGGUCCAAUUCGCAUCGCAAUUGGACUCGCUCGUUGCGCUUGGAUCGGUCGUCGUUGCAGGGCCAGAGAUUGGAGCUCCUGCAGUGCUGCUGGCAGCGAAGGACGAGAUCUCGGCUAUUAAAGGUGAAUGCCGCGAGAGGACCCGACGAUGGAGUUAAGUGGUGGGAGAAGGACGGCGGUCCAAACAUGAGGGACGUCCACUCCACGCAGGAGUUCAUCGAUGCGCUUGGGAGUGUUGGAGACAAGCUUGUCAUCGUGGAGUUUUUCGCGACAUGGUGUGGUUCUUGCAGAGCUCUCUAUCCCAAGCUUUGUAAGCUUGCUGAGGAACAUAGAGACAUAGAGUUCAUCAAAGUGAAUUUUGAGGAGAACAAGCCGAUGUGCAAGCGCCUAGACAUCAAAGUGUUGCCUUAUUUCCAUUUUUACCGGGGGGCUGAGGGUCGUGUUGAUGCCUUUUCCUGCUCGUUGGCCAAGUUACAAAAGCUGAGAGAUGCGAUACAACUACACAACUCAGAUCGGUGCAGCCUCGGGCCAACGCUUGGCGUUGGUGAUUUGUUAAGUUCUUUGGCAAACACAAACACCCCUGAUCAGGCUGCUACUGCUACUAGAUAGUGUGAUUCUUUCUUCGUUUUGAGAUUGGACGACUCCUCGAGCACCUCAAAGACAAGCAAGAAGCAGCCGAAGUAAAGCUAAGCAAGUUCACUAUCUCGCUUCUAUAAAUAUAACAACAUUUUUUUCUGGCAAA
This is a messenger RNA of Selaginella moellendorffii, 903 nucleotides long. RefSeq names its product thioredoxin-like 2, chloroplastic. The record is from RefSeq and is a predicted model, not a curated record. Lineage: Eukaryota; Viridiplantae; Streptophyta; Lycopodiopsida; Selaginellales; Selaginellaceae. Gene Ontology annotation, biological process: cell redox homeostasis. The coding region runs from base 57 to 770 and encodes 237 amino acids. The transcript has 5 exons.